UCUGUCCUGUCCUUUCUCCUCCAUCUCCAACCUCCCCCCACCCCUCCCCUCCCGAAAUUUGGAUCAAACGAACUCGCUAAACUUAAUCUCAUCCUUAAACGCGCGGCGAACGGAAUCGGAUUUGGGAGGGACGAGGCGUUUGGAUCCCAUUUUGGGGGGCUAAUCGCGGUGGGUAGUGGGUGUUAGGGUUUCGGAUCUGGUCGGUUUUUGGUUUGCUUUGGUCCUAAUCCGGCGAUGAACGGCGAGAUGAUGAUGCGGCCUCCCGUGCCGGCGCCGUACCAGGUGUGGGCGGCGACGCUGGCGCAGCAGCAGCAGCAGCAGCUCCCGCCGGUGGCGGUGGCGGUGGCGGAGGCGCCGCCGGCGGGGUUCAAGCCGGCGAGGCCCGCGUGGAAGCGGGCGGCGCGGCAGCAGCCCGGGUGGAAGCAGCGCAAGGCCGCGGCCCAGGCGCAGGGGAGGUGGGGCGGGUCGGCGGCGCCGCGCAACACGACGUCGUACCUGAUCCGGGCCAAGCGGGCGGGUGGCGUGGCGUCGCUGGUGUCGCCGUGCCCCGUGACGCCCGCCGUGCUGCCGACGCCGCGGCUGUCGCCGGCGCGGGAGGUGCUGGUGGAGAUGGCCAAGGAGGCGUGGGGCGUCGACGGGUACGGCUCCAUGAAGGGCCUCAUCCGCCUCCGCCCCCAGGCCGCCGGCCCCGACGCCGGCGACGGCGACGGCGCCGACUCGGGCUCCGGCGAGAGCGACGUGGAGGAGCACGUGGAGGUGGAGCGCCGCCUCGACCACGACCUCAGCCGCUUCGAGAUGGUGCAGCUCCCCGCCGCGCCCGCCGGCGAGGACGACGAGGACGAUGACGCCCGCGCGGCCCGGCUGGAGGAGGAGAACCUGACCCUCCGCGCGCGGCUCUUCCUGGUGGAGCGCGACAUGGCCGACCUCCGCCGCCGCCUCGUCGCCGUGGAGUCCCUCUGCCGCGACCGCCACCGCGACGGCUGCGUCGUGGACGCCGCCCUGCCUUCCCCCGCCGAAACCGACGAGGCGGCCACCGAGGACGCCAUGGUACUCUGACGUGGCCGGCCGCCCGCACCGUGCCCUGUACAUAGUUCACCGUCCCUUCCUCCUCCCCCCUGUGCAGGCGUCAACAGACAGACAGAUGUGAAUGAAGAGUAGCCAGCAGCAUCAGCAUCAGCAGUUCAAAUAGCAUCCUAGAGCCAGUUAUUACUCUUCCUUCCCUCCUUGAAUCCCCAUAGCAGUCCGAUCUGUGGUUGUGUCAUCAGGUAGCCAGAUCCCCAUUCCAUGCCCAUCAUGUAGUCGUAGCAGCAUUAGGAAGGAGUCAACCAAACCAAUGUUUUCAUGUAGAUGUACUAGCGGUUAACCGGCGUCAAUGGCGGGCACCGGCGAGGAAGACGAAGACGACGCGGGGCCAGCGUUCCUCUAGAUCCAUCCAGUGCCUGCCAAACUCGGCAACUCCAGUUAUUAGUCAGUAGUAGCAGCAUUUGUUGUGAUUCUGAACAUGUUGUUCCAUUAUUGCAUUCCGCAUUCUGUACCA
Messenger RNA from Triticum dicoccoides, 1537 nucleotides. RefSeq lists its product as uncharacterized. The coding region runs from base 235 to 1056 and encodes 273 amino acids. The record is from RefSeq and is a predicted model, not a curated record. The transcript has a single exon. Lineage: Eukaryota; Viridiplantae; Streptophyta; Magnoliopsida; Poales; Poaceae.